AUGUACUGCGACAACGCGACGAACUUUGUGGGAGCAGAGAGGAAGCUGAGGGAGCUCCGGGAAGCCUUUCUGGCACAGAAAGAGGAAAUUCUCCAAUACGCCGCCGACGAAGGAUUCAUCUUCGCCUUCAUAUCUCCGAGGGCACCCCACUUCGGCGGCCUGUGGGUAGCAGCAGUGAAUUCGGCCAAACAUCUGCUGAUGCGCGCCGUAGGCAACGCGCUGUUAACCGCCGAAGAAACCGCAACGCUUCUCGUCGAAGUAGAAGCGGUACUGAACUCCCGACCGCUCGCUCCACUCAGCAACGACCCCAACGACGGCAAGGCGUUAACGCCGGCGCAUCUGCUUAUCGGUUGCCCCUUGCGAGCUUUGCCACCGGAGAAGAUGGAAUUGCCAUAUAAACGAACUGGCUACUGCACUGUCAAAAAGACUGGACAAUCAAAUGCCUCGCUAGCACAAAAUUCAACACUAACAUUCAUACACUACUCAACAAAACUAGAGCAAUCAUAA
This is a messenger RNA of Anastrepha obliqua, 507 nucleotides long. RefSeq lists its product as uncharacterized. The record is from RefSeq and is a predicted model, not a curated record. Lineage: Eukaryota; Metazoa; Arthropoda; Insecta; Diptera; Tephritidae. The coding region runs from base 1 to 507 and encodes 168 amino acids. The transcript has 2 exons. Gene Ontology annotation, molecular function: nucleic acid binding.